AUGUCUGGCAAAAGAGUGCAGAAGAAUCACUUCCAGACCGAGAAGACGCGACGACUGAACGCCAAACAAGAUCUCAGUCUUAAGGGAUCCAUUGAUGAGCCAAUUGUGGACUUGAUAUCUGCGUUGAACUCUUGUGGCGCUUAUUACACCACGAGUUCGUGCUCCGGAAGAAUCACUGUUAUGGCAGAUAAUAGCGGCUGUCAUCUGAAGAAGUCUGUCAGCAAAUGGCUGUUCAUAUCGCACGAUGUGGUGGAUUCAGAUGAGGUGAUGUCGGCCAUCAGGAGUGGUGACGAUCGGCCACUGUAUGCGUCCUUCAAAGUGGAACCGUUUGUAUUGCAUGUCUGCGCCGAUGGCUUGUCUGCAGCCAAACGACUGCUGGAAGUGGCCAUCGGUUGUGGUUUCCGUAACUCUGGACUCACUAUCAGUAAAAGCGAUCGCAUUAUAGUCGCCGUCAGGAGCUGUCACUCACUGGAAGUGCCCAUCAUUUGCGAUAAAGAGCUGAUUGUGACCGAAGACUACAUGAAAUACAUCACAGAAGUCGCGAAUCAAAAGAUGAGACAAAACUUUGAGAAAAUCAACAAAUUUUAUUCAAUGGUUAAGUCUUUGUGCGAUAAUCUUAAUAAUGGUUUAAGUGUUGAGUAA
Messenger RNA from Oppiella nova, 642 nucleotides. NCBI's taxonomy places the organism in Eukaryota, Metazoa, Arthropoda, Arachnida, Sarcoptiformes, Oppiidae. The record is from the annotation of a GenBank genome assembly.